CCCUGAAUUCCUUUUGUAUGGAUAUCCUGAGUCCUCUUCAUGUGUUUUUGUCGUGACUCUGAUGUGUUUUGCAUGGAGAUGGUGUUUGUGCCACCUUGGCUGUGGUCUGGGAUGGAACGGGAAAGACCGGCACCAUCGUCCCGUGAUCCAGUAAGGAGGAAAGGAAUCACAUGGAAAACCCACAGAGCUGGAAUCUGCUGGCUCAGAGCGAGCUGGACCCUGUCUGGCCGUGGGUCCCUGGCCAUUGGCGUUCCCGAGUGCUGGCGUGGGGCUUUCAUCCGAGUGACCCAGCACAAUCCUCAAGGGAUGGAGAAAGCUGUCCCGAGCUUCUCAGAGCGCCAAGGAGAUGGAGGCAGAGCCCUGUUGAUGCCACCAGAGCCAAGCGACGAGACUUUUCCUCCUCUGGAGUGUCCCCAAGGGGAAGAGCGGAGAGCAGCUUUCCUGCAGGAUGCAAAGAAGCCCCUGGAAAACCCUGGGAGCUCAUUGGAAACGGAGGCAGAGCUUGAGGAAGAUGCUUUCUAUGCUGAGGAUGACCUGGAGACCAUGAGCAGGGAGGGGAAGGGACCCUCCAGUGUUGAGCUGUGCCCAUUGCAAGAGGAACCUGACUUCUUCUCAUCGCUGGCACGUCAGGAGCCCGACGUCGCCCUGGAGGCUGACGACGUUGCUGAUGAGCCUGAUCCUGCCCUGUCCGGUGCUGUCCCAGCUGCUGCUCACAGGACAGAACUCAGCUCCACGAACGAAGAGCAUUUGGAGUUCAAGAAGGCUUUGUACAGAACAGAUGCCAGGAGCUCCUUGGACCUGCGAACCAUGGCCUGGGACACGUCCACCCUGGAGAGCAGAGCAGGCGAUGGCAGAGAAGAAAGCACUUUAAAGAGGCUCUCUGGCUUGAAGGACUUGAAGGACUCGCGGUGUGGAAAGGAAGCACCAUUUGCCAUGGAGCCCCAGGUUGUAAACACGGUGCAGGUGGACCCUGAGAGUGACUCUGAGGAACUGGGUGGUGGCAAGGGGACAGCAGGGCCACCCAGCCCUUGCGCUGGGGCAUCGGUCGGCGGCGGCGCUGAGGAGAAGUACCUGAAAACGGAACCAAAGCAACUUGAAGGCCUCAGCAAAGAGCACUUGGAGAAGAGCAAGAGAGGGAUCCAGAGGGGGGACUGGAUCUCGAGACCCACCAGAAGCCCAAGUCCUCACUAUAAAGACAUGGGCAAGGUGACAGAUGUAGCAACCACCUUGCCCUUCCGGGGCCAGGCCGUGCGUGAAGUGCCUCCUCCGCUGUUCAGGAAAACCCUGAACCCUGUCCUCAGCAAGGCCAAAUCCUUGGAAAGCUCCUCAUCCCAUAGGAAGGGGCUGCUGGUUGACUCGGACUUGGGGGAGAUCAACCCGCUCAGCACGGCCGAGUGGACAAUCCCAAAGCUCGGCGCGGAGCUGGCCGUUGGCAAACAGACCUGGACAGUGAAUGCUGAAGACUCGGUGGAGAGGAUGCCGUUGAUGUCUCUGGAUCCUGCUCCCUGCAGCUCCUACGACAUCGAGAUGAGGCCCUAUGUGUGCAGUGUGUUGGUGGAGGAGCAGGGGAAGGAGGAGCUGGGUCCGGAGGAGGACCCCACGGUGUACACCUGCAUCGAGUGCAGCAUCUACUUCAAGAAGAAGGAACACUUGAUGGAUCACAUGCUGCAGCACAACCGGGGACCAGGGAGGGACCAAGACAGGGAUGCUUUGGGAGGACAGUGUCAGUUCUGCUGCAACGAGUGCGGAUGGGCCUUUGGAGACCCCACGUCUUUGGAGCAGCACAAGAGGCUCCACCAGGAAUCCAGGGAGAAGAUCAUUGAAGAGAUCCAGAAGCUGAAUGAGUUCCCAGACGAAGGCCGGGACGCGCGGCUGCAGUGCCCCAAGUGUGUCUUUGGCACCAACUCCUCCAAGAUCUUUGUCCAGCACGCCAAGAUGCACGUCAAGGAGAGGAAGGACCAAGGGGCCAAGAAGCUGAACCUCUUUGGAAGCACAAGCAGUGGAGAAAUCCGGGAUAGCCCCAUGCAUGGCAUCUACAAACCCUUCAAACCCGACGAACACGUGGCCCUGCAGAUGCAGGUGCCACCCCAAAGCAGCAGCAAAGGGCUCAGCACCUGCGUGCUCUGCAGCUUCCCGGCUCCCAACGACAGCAUCCUCAAGGAGCACAUGAAAUACGCCCAUUCCCACCUCUCCUGGGACACGGAGGUGUACGAGGAUGAUCCCAAUCAGCCAGGAACCAGCAGAGAUGCCUACAGCCCGGCCCGCCCAGCCCGCUUUGCCGACACGGAUUACUUUGGCAAAGCAGAGCAGCUUUUCCCACCACCUUCCCAGGAGAGCACAUCUCAUUAUGAAGCUGUUCCCAGUUUUGCCCUAACGCAUCCCAGACACAAGAGCAACGGGGCUGGCAAGAAGGACUACCAGGCAUCGGGGUUUCACGCCAGGAAAGCGGCUCCCUAUGGUGCCCCGCACAAAACCUUGGGAUUAUCGGGUUUUCCGUCUGCUAAAGCUUAUUCCCAGUUUGCUCUGCAGCAGCUGAAAAAAAAAGGAGGAGCUCAGCCCCUUGAAGGAGAAGGUGAUGCCCUCAGGAGUCACCCCAUGGGGCUGGAAGAGCUCAGGCACAAGUGGCUGUUGGGCACCGAUGCCGCGAGCAUGGAAGAGGAGAUCUCCGGAAGCACAGAGAUGGAUUUGGGUGAGAGCAGAGGCAUCAAAGCCCUCAGCAUCCCUCAGGCUGCCUUGGACCUCAAGAGGACGUUCAGAGACACCUUGAAGGCCACGGACCCUUCGAUAGCUUCAGAGGAGCAGCAGCAGCAGUUGCGGAUGAUGGUCCCCAUCGUCCUCCUGGAGGAGGUGAACCUGCAUCCCAAAGCGACAAAGAGGCCCCGGGGGAAGCCCUUCAAGAAGAAAGCGCUGCUCCCAUCCCGGGACUUCCUGAUGGAAGAACCCAUUCCCUUGGAUAUGCUCCUGUUGGACGCUCCUCUGGAGCUCGACGACCUCCUGGACUCGGACUCACCCAUGCUGAAGAACGAGGAGCGGAAAUGUCCCUAUUGCCCUGACCGCUUCCACAACGGCAUCGGGUUGGCGAACCACGUGCGGGGCCACCUCAACAGGGUGGGGGUGAGCUACAACGUCCGUCACUUCAUCUCGGCCGAAGAAGUCAAAGCUAUUGAGCAAAAGUUUUCCUUCCAAAAGAAGAAGAAAAAAGGUAUUGCCAACUUCGACCCCAGCACCUUCAGCCUGAUGCGGUGCGAGUUCUGCGGCGCCGGCUUCGACACGCGCGCCGGUCUCUCCAGCCACGCCAGAGCCCACCUGAGAGACUUUGGGAUCACCAACUGGGAACUCACCAUCUCGCCCAUCAACAUCCUCAAGGAGCUGUUGGCCAACUCCUCGGAGCAUCCGAUGCUGCAGGCGGCGAUGGGAGCGGAGCCUUCGUCCCCGAGCAGGGAGAGGGAAGCUCAUGGCUUCGGGCCUCGCAAGAGCAUGACCCCCAUGUCUGAGUGCAGCAUUCCACGUUCUCCUCUGUCCCCGUUCCCCACGUCCUGGGGAGAUGAGUCCCUGCAGUCCUACAGAGAUGUCCUGGCUCCAGAAGAGGAAGAACUGGUGGCCAUGGAGGUGGCUUCCCCCCCUCUCCCAAAAAAAAGCCUUCCCAGUGGGCAGCUGGAUCCACCCCCUUCCAGGAUAGGGACCAAAGUGUCUCCUGAGCCACCCGGGAGCAAAGGAGAGCCUCAGGACCCCAAAACCCAGAACCUCACCACGUGCGAGGUGUGCGGCGCCUGCUUCGAGACCCGCAAAGGCCUCUCCAGCCACGCGCGCUCCCACCUCCGGCAGCUCGGCGUUGCCGAGUCGGAGAGCAGCGGGGCUCCCAUCGACCUGCUCUAUGAACUGAUGAAGCAGAAGAGCAAACCCGACGGCAGCCCCAUCGCUCCUCCCUUGGGCAAGAAACCCCCCAAAGAGGCCAGCACCGCGUCCCCUCGCCCCACGCUCCUGGCGCUCGGCAAAGGCGGCGAGCGCCCCACGGAUGGGCCUGUGAACAAAGCCAUCAAAUCCCCUCCUGGCUUCUCCAAAAGCCUUUCCCAACCGGGAUCACCCAUCCUUAAGAAGGUGCCGGCAGCUCUUUCGGGGUCCCCGUCCCCAAAGAACCCUGAGGAGAAGAGCUCCAAGCUGUCGCUGAGCCCUCUGCAGAGCUCCCCCAGUGCCCAGUGGCCGCAGGCGGAUGAGGAAGGACCCCUGAAUCUGACCUCGGGAGCGGAGCCGGUGCGGGAUAUCCGCUGCGAGUUCUGCGGGGAGUACUUUGAGAACCGCAAGGGUUUGUCCAGCCACGCUCGCUCCCACCUGAGGCAGAUGGGGGUGACCGAGUGGUACGUCAACGGCUCCCCCAUUGACACCCUACGGGAGAUCCUCAAGCGGAGAACCCAACCCCGGAGCAGCGCUUCCAAUCCCGGCGUUCCAGGCCAGAAAGCCAUGGCCAAGAGCCUGCUGAGCACCAUGGGAUCCUUGGAUGCACGUGGCCCCGGAGAGCUUCACAUCCCAACCCUCCCCAAGAAGGUCCAGCAAGCCGGCAGCCCCAUGGGGCAGUCUCCUACCUCGUCCCCACCUCCCACCGCCCGGAAGAUGUUUCCAGGCCUUUCUCCUCCCUCCUUGCAGAAGAAACUCAAACAAGAUCACCUGAGGGUGGAAAUCAAGCGGGAGAUGAUGUCGGGAGGACUGCAUGGAGAACCUCAUCCAUCCGACCAAGCCUGGUCCCCGCGGGAGGACAUGUCUCCUUUGAACCUCUCUUCCCGAGCGGAGCCGGUGCGGGAUAUCCGCUGCGAGUUCUGCGGGGAGUACUUUGAGAACCGCAAGGGUUUGUCCAGCCACGCUCGCUCCCACCUGAGGCAGAUGGGGGUGACCGAGUGGUCGGUCAACGGCUCCCCCAUCGACACCCUACGGGAGAUCCUCAAGAAGAAAACCAAGCCGUGCGUCAUCAAGAAGGAACCUCACCCUUCCUCCAUCGAACCUCCCAAAGGCAUCGGAGAGGAAGGGCUGGAGCCGAAACCCACCGGGAAAAUCCUGCAGGGAAUGACCCUGGCUCCUUUAGGUGGCAGGCCGGGGAAACCGGGUCCCGGGAGCUCCAGCCUGAGCCGGGAGCUGUCGCUGUCACCUCUGGCCAGCAAAGGCCAAGGUGGGUUCCUGACGCCGCUGGCGGCCAAGCGACCGCUGCAGGAGGAGCGUUUGGGUCCUCACGGCGACGUCAAGCACAAGAGCUUCAUCCAGACCGAGCUGCCCUUCAAGGCCAAGGCCGUGCACGACAAACCCACGCACACGUCCGGCGAAGCCUGCUGUGAGCUCUGCGGCCUCUACUUCGAGAACCGCAAGGCGCUGGCGAGCCACGCGCGGGCCCACCUGCGGCAGUUCGGCGUCACCGAGUGGUGCGUGAACGGCUCGCCCAUCGAGACCCUCAGCGAGUGGAUCCGGCACCGGCCUCAGAAAGCCGGCGCCUACCGGAGUUACAUCCAAGGGGGCCGCCCCUUCACCAAGAAGUUCCGGAACUCCUCGCAUUCCCGGGAUCACCACCACCACCAUCACCACCACCACCACGACGGCGGCGCGCGGCGGGUGCCGCUCAGCCUGCAGGCCGGCGGCGUGGCGUUCCUGAGCAAGGGAUUGACGGCGGAGCUGGCUCCCGGCGAGGCCGGCAAGAUCCUGGAUGGCGGAAGCGGUGCCGAGCGGCCCAUGAUCACGUCCCCGCUCUCCUUGGUGAAGCUGGAGGAGCACCAGCGCUCCAACAUCAACAAGUUCGAGCGGAGGCAGGCACGGCCCCUGGAUGCUCCAAUCCACCGGGAAGAGGAAGGAGCAGAAUUCCAGCAGAAGAUGGAGGAGACACGGCAGCCGCCGCCGCGGGUGAGGCCGGUGCCAUCGCUGGUCCCUCGCCCGCCCCAAACCUCCCUGGUCAAGUUCGUGGGGAACAUCUACACCCUCAAAUGCCGGUUCUGCGAGGUGGAAUUCCAAGGUCCCCUCUCCAUCCAGGAGGAAUGGGUCCGGCAUCUCCAGCGGCACAUCCUGGAAAUGAAUUUCUCCAAAGCGGAUCCUUUACGGGGAGAAGCCCCCCCCCAACCCGAGCCUCCCGCUAUGGCUGAGGCUCAGUAACCGCAGCCCAAAUCCCGGCUCCCACCGGGAAGCGGCACCGGGAAGCGACCGCGGAUGUGGCUGGAGCAUCCUCACCCCUCUUCCCGCAUCCACAAUUCCCUGUUUUAUCAAAUGGUUGGGAAAAGGCGGGGGAGGGAGCGAUCGCUGCCUUUUGC
Molecule: messenger RNA, 6278 nt
Organism: Pezoporus occidentalis (night parrot)
Lineage: Eukaryota; Metazoa; Chordata; Aves; Psittaciformes; Psittacidae
Gene: WIZ
Product: WIZ zinc finger
Exons: 12
Coding region: 40-6123 (2027 amino acids)
Biological process (GO): regulation of transcription by RNA polymerase II
Cellular component (GO): nucleus
Molecular function (GO): DNA-binding transcription factor activity, RNA polymerase II-specific; RNA polymerase II cis-regulatory region sequence-specific DNA binding
Source: RefSeq, a predicted model, not a curated record